AUGACUUCAUUAAUCAAGUUGGCUCAGCGCUCCUUACUUUCUAUAAAUGGCGUAGACGCCUCUGUUUUACUUCAAGGUCUCAUAACCAAUGAUAUUAGGUAUUUGGGUCGCAAAGACGCCAUAGCGUCAUUUCUAUUAAAUAAUAAAGGUAGAAUAGUCGAGGAUUUGAUAAUAUCAAAACGGAACGAUGAUAUCAUUGUGGAGUGUAGUGCAAGUGGUAGGGAUGAACUGAAAAUGCUUUUAGAAAAAUAUAGAAUGCGGAAAAAGGCUUCUAUUAAUAUUGAAUCUGAUGAGGUUUAUUUCUCCAAAGACCAAGGCUUCGAAGACCCAAGGUACCCUUGGGGAAAUCGAGUCUAUGGAAGUUUCAAUGAACACUCAAAGGAUAUAGAUCUAUAUGUGGAAGAACGUUUGAAAAAUGGUAUACCUGAGGGAAAAGAGGAACUGAGUGGAAUGCUCCCAUUUCAAGCUAACGGUGAUCUUCUAAACUUCGUCUCAUUAGACAAAGGCUGUUAUAUCGGACAAGAAUUAACUGCUCGCACUGCUCACACUGGUGUUAUUCGUCGUAGGGUUAUACCAUUUAAAUGCAAUUCAACCAGCGCUUUUCAAGCCGGUGAACAAAUCGUUGACCGGAAGAACUUGAAAGUCGGAAAGGUGGUUCAACGGAAUCACAAGUAUGGUCUAGCCGUAUUGCCUAUAGAUAGUCUCAAGAAAAAGCAAGAGCUUCUACUGAACGAUGUUCUGAUUGAGACUUACGCACCUGUAUGGAUGAAGCCUUGCUUAGUUAAAUCUGGUCCUCAGGAGUAG
Molecule: messenger RNA, 804 nt
Organism: Auanema sp. JU1783
Lineage: Eukaryota; Metazoa; Nematoda; Chromadorea; Rhabditida; Rhabditidae
Source: the annotation of a GenBank genome assembly